CUCUGAGCCUGUUAGUGGGUGAACGUAACUGAGACAAAGCCACGGAAGUGACUGAGCCUGGAGUGACCUGGUCUUCCUCCUCACCCUUAACCAGACACGCCCCUUGCCGCAGGUCUCAGAUCAAGUCUCACUCCCUCGGGAGAAAAUAGCUCCUCAGGCCUGGGUGAGAGGUUGGCUUGGGGAAGGAGGGACGUUGGUCGUCUUUGAAGAACUGCAGGCAGGGUGAGCCCCGGCAAGGUCCCCCGGGCCAGGAUGUCGGGCCUGGUGUUGGGGCAGCGGGAUGAACCUGCAGGGCACCGACUCAGCCAGGAAGAGAUCCUGGGGAGCACUCGGCUGGUGAGCCAAGGGCUGGAGGCCCUACACAUUGAACACCAAGCUGUGCUGCAAAGCCUGUCCCAUACCAUUGAGUGUCUGCAGCAGGGAGGCCAUGAAGAAGGGCUGGUGCAUGAGAAAGCCCGGCAGCUGCGCCGUUCCAUGGAAAACAUUGAGCUGGGGCUGAGUGAGGCCCAGGUGAUGCUGGCUCUGGCCAGCCACCUGAGCACAGUGGAGUCGGAGAAACAGAAGCUGCGGGCUCAGGUCCGGCGGCUGUGCCAGGAGAACCAGUGGCUCCGGGAUGAGCUUGCAGGUACCCAGCAGCGGCUACAGCUCAGCGAGCAGGCUGUGGCACAGCUGGAGGAGGAAAAGAAGCACCUGGAGUUCCUGGGGCAGCUGCGGCAGUACGAUGAGGAUGGGCACACCGCGGAGGAGAAGGAGGGCGAUGCCACCAAGGAUUCCCUGGAUGAUCUCUUCCCCAACGAGGAGGAAGAAGACGCCAGCAAUGGCUUAUCACGUGGCCAGGGCGCCCAGCACAGCGGAUAUGAGAUCCCAGCGAGGUUACGGACACUGCACAACUUGGUGAUCCAGUAUGCAGCCCAGGGUCGCUAUGAGGUGGCUGUGCCACUCUGCAAGCAGGCACUGGAGGACCUGGAGCGCACAUCUGGCCGCGGCCACCCUGAUGUCGCCACCAUGCUCAACAUCCUUGCUUUGGUGUAUAGGGACCAGAAUAAGUAUAAGGAAGCUGCCCACCUGCUGAAUGAUGCCCUCAGCAUCCGGGAGAGCACCCUGGGCCGGGACCACCCUGCUGUGGCUGCCACGCUGAACAAUCUGGCUGUGCUCUAUGGCAAAAGGGGCAAAUACAAGGAGGCGGAGCCACUGUGCCAGCGGGCACUGGAGAUCCGAGAAAAGGUCCUGGGCACUGAUCACCCAGAUGUGGCAAAGCAGCUGAACAACCUGGCCCUGUUGUGCCAAAAUCAGGGCAAAUAUGAGGCCGUGGAACGCUAUUACCGGCGGGCCUUGGCCAUCUAUGAGGGACAGCUGGGGCCGGACAACCCUAACGUAGCCCGGACCAAGAACAACCUGGCUUCCUGUUACCUGAAACAGAGCAAGUAUGCUGAGGCUGAGACGCUCUACAAAGAGAUCUUGACUCGUGCCCACGUGCAAGAGUUUGGGUCCGUGGAUGAUGACCACAAGCCUAUCUGGAUGCAUGCAGAAGAGCGGGAGGAAAUGAGCAAAAGCCAGCAACGAGAGGGUGGCACACCCUACGCUGAGUAUGGAGGCUGGUACAAGGCCUGCAAAGUGAGCAGCCCCACAGUGAACACUACUCUGAGGAACUUAGGAGCUCUGUACAGGCGCCAGGGAAAGCUGGAGGCAGCUGAGACCCUGGAGGAAUGUGCCCUGCGUUCCCGGAAACAGGGCACUAACCCUAUCAGCCAGACCAAGGUGGCCGAGCUGCUUGGGGAGGGUGACAGUGGAAGGACCUCCCAGGAAGGUCCUGGGAGCAGCGUGAAAUUUGAAGGAGGUGAAGAGGCCUCUGUGGCAGUGGAGUGGUCAGGGGAUGGCAGUGGGGCCCUGCAGAGGAGUAGCUCUCUGGGGAAGAUCCGGGAUGUGCUUCGUAGAAGCAGUGAACUCCUGGUGAGAAAGCUCCAGGGAACCGAGCCUCGGUCCUCCAGCAGCAACAUGAAGCGGGCAGCCUCCUUAAACUAUCUGAACCAACCCAAUGCAGCACCCCUCCAGGUCUCCCGGGGCCUCAGUGCCAGUACUAUGGACCUCUCUUCAAGCAGCUGACAUUCAAACGGCCCCCCAAGUGUGCUGGGUCCCCCCACAGUCCUCACAGCAUUCCCUAUUGCUCCUGGCUCUUCCAGCCCCAAGGCGGGACAGUGAAGGGGGAGCAGUUAACCAGAAGAUUGCUGCUGCCCUUAGGGUCUCAGCUCCCUCCUCAGGAAUUCCUCCUCCAGAAGGCCUCAGGACAGCUUCUCCCCACCCUGUGGUCCUCUAGAGUAGUAGUUCUGAGGCCCCCAAGGUGGGUAGGGAGCAGGCAUGCACCUCAGAGAUGCAGCCUGCUACUGGCUUUUCUGUCAGAGGGUUUGGGGCUGGCCAAAUAAGCUGCCUUGCCCUAGCCUCUCUUGUUCCCUCUGCUGCCUCACUUCAGGUCCACAUAUUUCACUUUCUUAAAUAAAAGAAUCAGGUAACCAUUCUGCCA
Hipposideros armiger (great roundleaf bat) is the source of this 2518-nucleotide messenger RNA. It is a transcript of the gene KLC4, whose product is annotated as kinesin light chain 4. Lineage: Eukaryota; Metazoa; Chordata; Mammalia; Chiroptera; Hipposideridae. Gene Ontology annotation, biological process: microtubule-based movement. The coding region runs from base 253 to 2103 and encodes 616 amino acids. Gene Ontology annotation, cellular component: kinesin complex; cytoplasm. Gene Ontology annotation, molecular function: kinesin binding. The record is from RefSeq and is a predicted model, not a curated record. The transcript has 16 exons.